CAGGGACUCGUCCGGGGGUGGGUGGGGGGCAUAGGGUGCUCACCCCCCCACCCCGGGAGGGCAGGGACCACCGCCUGGGGUCCCUGGGUGCCCCGUGGCACCCAGGCACAGACCGAGACCCAUGUGGGACCUGCUGCAAGCUGAGGUCAAUCCUCAACCUGCACACACCCCCCCCCCCCCCCCCCCGGCUGCUUUUUCCCACCCUCCACCUGAGGUGGGGGGGAUAGUCAGACCCCCAUGGUGUGGGGCAGGGGAUCUGGGGGUUGCCUGCGCGGGGAGCGGUGCGUGGCUUUACCCGGCGAGCGAGGAGCCUGGGUUCAACUUGGGGUGCAGACCCCCACCAUGUGGCUGUACCUCUUGCUGGCGGCACUGGCCUGGGUGCUGGGCUGGCUGGUGCGGGACCGCCGGACCCUGCCUUCCAUCAAGGACAAGCACGUCUUCAUCACGGGCUGCGACAGCGGCUUCGGCAACCUGCUGGCACGGCGACUGGCCCACCGGGGCUACCGGGUGCUGGCCGCCUGCCUGACCCAGAAAGGGGCCGACAGCCUCCAGCGGGGCUGCUCCGGUCACCUCCGGACCACCCUGCUCGAUGUCACCCGCUCCGACAGCAUCCGUCAGGCCGUCGAGUGGGUGCGGGCAGAGGUGGGCGAGAAAGGUCUCUUUGGGCUGGUGAACAACGCCGGGGUGGCCAACCCCAUCGGCCCCACGGAGUGGAUGAGGAUGGAGGACUACCGCCAGGUCAUGGCCGUCAACGCCUUCGGGGCCAUCGAGGUGACGCUCCAGUUCCUGCCCCUGCUGAAACGGGCGAGGGGCCGCGUGGUGAACACCUCCAGCGUGCUGGGUCGCCUCUCCGCCAACGGCGGCGGCUACUGCAUCUCCAAAUACUGCAUCGAGGCCUUCUCCGACAGCCUGCGGCGUGACAUGUACCACUUCGGGGUGAAGGUCAGCAUCGUGGAGCCCGGCUUCUUCAAGACGGCGGUGACCAACUUGGAGAGCAUCGAGGCGUCCCUGCGCCAGCUCUGGGACCGCCUGGCGCCCGAGACACGGCUCAGCUACGGCGAGGAUUUCUUCCACAAGUACCUCAAGGUGCAGCGGCUCAUCAUGAACGUCAUCUGCGACGCCGACCUCGGCAAGGUGACCCGCUGCAUGGAGCACGCGUUGGGCGCCCGGCACCCACGCACCCGCUACAGCGCCGGCUGGGACGCCAAACUGCUCUGGCUGCCCGCCUCCUACCUGCCCGCCUGCCUCGUCGACUUCGCCCUGGCCACCAUCCUGCCCAAGCCGGCCCACCGCGUCCGCUAGUCCCCUGCUGCAGCCGCCAGCCCCCCCUCAGGGCUGCGAAACCCCCCACCACCACCACCGCCACCCUCCAGCGCUGCAAAUAAACUGCCCAUCCCGGGUGCCGUGCAAA
Messenger RNA from Aquila chrysaetos chrysaetos, 1411 nucleotides. RefSeq names its product retinol dehydrogenase 5 (gene RDH5). NCBI's taxonomy places the organism in Eukaryota, Metazoa, Chordata, Aves, Accipitriformes, Accipitridae. Bases 238 to 1302 code for a protein of 354 amino acids. The record is from RefSeq and is a predicted model, not a curated record. The transcript is spliced from 5 exons.